CGUCUCUGAGAUGGUUAUGAUCGGCAGAUUGAGUCCGUAGGUUCCGUGGAUUAAACUCCGCCCCCCCCGGAUUAAAAAAAAAAACCAGCAGAGAGCUGGUGACGUAGUUACGGUUACGGUGGUGGGGGAUUGACACUCCGAAGAAAAGAAAUGGCGAUGCUAGGAGGCUUUAGCUCCGCACAGCAAAAGAAAAAUGUCUCUGAGGGAAGCGGCGACAUGACAGAAUUUGUCUGCCCAGUUUGUCUCGAAAUUUUCGACAGCCCCGUAACAACACAAUGCGGACAUACAUUCUGCCAGAGCUGUCUGCAGGAGUGUUUGCGUCCCCAGAAACCUGUGUGUGCAGUGUGUAGGGCAGCUCUGGGUCCCUGGACUAAAGCGACUGAGCUAGAUGCCAUCAUCCAUUCAUCCGUGGCAGCUUGCAAGGGAUGUGGAGUUCAGGUUGGCCUUUCCCAGAUGAGAAGCCACACAGCUGCCUGCUCUAAAUACCAGGAGUACAUCGAAGAGGGAGUGAGGACCACUGCCCAGAGUCAGCCUGCCAUCAUCAGUUCAGUGCCAAAUCGCUACACCUUCACCUGCCCUUACUGCAACUGCCAGAACCUCGAUCAGGAUGGCCUGAUUGAGCACUGCACCUCCCAGCACGCUCGAGAUGCACGCCAAGUGGUGUGCCCUAUCUGUGCCUCAAUGCCUUGGGGGGACCCUAACUACAGGAGCGCUGACUUUUUCCAGCACCUGAAGAUUAGACACACCUUCUCCUAUGACACCUUUGUUGAUUACUCCACAGAUGAGCACACAAUGAUCCAGGAGGCUCUACAGCGCUCCCUCAUGGAGAACUGAGCUGUGAGGAACAAUCCACCAAAGGAGGAAUAAAGUAAAAUGAGAGAUUGUGAUGUUGUGUCUUGAGAAGACAGAGCAAAGUACUGUAUCAUCAUUUGUCUAUCACAAAGGAUGGUGGUAUAACCGUGGGUAAUCUGCAUCAAAGGGAAUUGUUAUUGUAACUAUGACUCUAGAGAUUUAUUAUCUAGAAAAUUAAUCAUACAAUAUGGUUAAAAAAGUGCUCUCUGAUUUAGGAGUGAUACAGUGUUGCUGGUGUGAUAAUCUUGUAUCUUCCCCCUAAUUGAGCCUGUAGAUUUGAUAGUUUGUUGGAUAUCCACUAAACCAUGUUUAUUUGAGCUGUUCAUUGAUUGAUGGCAUUGUCAUAUAGCCCUCCCCCCACACCCUCCCCAAAAAAAAAAAAAAAAAAAAAAAAAAAUCCAAGGUUGUGUUUAAAUUCCUACUGUCGUCAAUACUUGAUGUUAUAAGAGGGUUGUACCACUAGGUGGCUAACUAUUGCCAGGAAACAACAAACUUUACCCGGUGAAGUCUUUGUUAAAUAAUGUUAACAAUAUAAAGUACUCUUCUUAAAUGAGUGACUCUGCAUGUUUUACUCCCAGAAACAAAGAGACACUGCUUUUUUUCUUUUUUUGUGUGUGUGCAUAGUUUAAUUUGAUGGGGAUCUCAUUUUUUAUGCUUUACUUGACUGUGUGUGUGAGAGAGAGAGAGAGAGAGGGAGAAGGAGAAGGGGUGUUCUGUUCUCUUCAUUAUGUUUUUUUUUCUCCCCUUGAGCUCGACUAGGAAGAAUAAAUAACAAGAGGGUCAAGCAAGGCCUGAGACGGCUGUUUACUUAAUGUUUCUCCCUUAUGUCUUUGUGGCUGCUGGUAGAUCUUCUUGACUUCCAAAUGCUCACAGGGCUAAUAAUUCAGCCAAUUAAGUAAAAGAUGCAAGCAUUAGGCCAGCAGUAUGUCAUAAUUGGUCAGUUCAAUUAUUUUCAUGCUGUCAUGUGGCAACAGUUUGCAUCUUUAUGGCCAUAGGAGGGCAGUAGAGCUCCAUCAUUCUCUGGCCAUCCAUCACAGCCGCUGGCCCUCACCGGCCUCCUGGCUCAGACGCAAGACAUAAUUCAACACACAUUUCAUUCUAUAAAUGUGCUUCCCUCAGUCUGUUCUUCAGCCUGGGUUUUUCAACAGGGCUAUGUUCAAAUGAGGCACACAGAAAUAUCCCUGAUCUAUAGAAACUCAGCGCUGUGGGGCAUUUGUCAUAAUUUUACUCGAGUAUUAGACAGUUGGUGAUAUGACGCUGAAAUAUGAUUUUUGUCACAUAUUGCUGUCUUUUAUUCUUAUGCCCUGUGUCUCGAAUGUCCCCUCAAAAAGACACUCCUUUCUUUAUUUUGCUGGAGAAAUACCAACAUAGUUUAUGCUUCCAAUAAGUGACAGUUCGGUUUAGGUAAGAAUUUGGUGACUGGAAAGUACUCUCUUUCAGAUUUUGAAGUGACAGUUAUUUUAUCUUUGUACUAUACACAUAAAAUAAGUCUGGUGUUUUCCGUCUAUCAUCUGACAUGUAAGCAAAUUGUCAUUUGGUACAAACCUUCACAGACCUCUUGAUCACAUCCACAUCCUACAUCAAUGGGUAAAAAACACAACACAAACCCAGAUGAAGUAGCACUGGCUCGGCGCCUGAAUGCCUUUUCACAUAGUCCUUGGUGCCACUUAGACCUCUGUCUUGCUUUUUUUUUCUCUCCAAUAAAAUGUGUAAUAAUUUUG
This is a messenger RNA of Myripristis murdjan (pinecone soldierfish), 2573 nucleotides long. It is a transcript of the gene rnf114, whose product is annotated as ring finger protein 114. Gene Ontology annotation, biological process: ubiquitin-dependent protein catabolic process; protein polyubiquitination. The record is from RefSeq and is a predicted model, not a curated record. Gene Ontology annotation, molecular function: ubiquitin protein ligase activity. Lineage: Eukaryota; Metazoa; Chordata; Actinopteri; Holocentriformes; Holocentridae. The transcript is spliced from 6 exons. The coding region runs from base 151 to 834 and encodes 227 amino acids.